Bombina bombina (fire-bellied toad) is the source of this 2269-nucleotide messenger RNA. It is a transcript of the gene NONO, whose product is annotated as non-POU domain containing octamer binding. The transcript has 11 exons. NCBI's taxonomy places the organism in Eukaryota, Metazoa, Chordata, Amphibia, Anura, Bombinatoridae. Gene Ontology annotation, cellular component: nucleus. Gene Ontology annotation, biological process: regulation of DNA-templated transcription. The coding region runs from base 168 to 1595 and encodes 475 amino acids. Gene Ontology annotation, molecular function: RNA binding. The record is from RefSeq and is a predicted model, not a curated record.
UAGGUCCAGAAAACCAAGGCCUACUUACUGAUCGGUUGUAAGUGGUUUCCGUCCGACACGAGCUUCCUUUGCUGCGCGGGAGGUCGCCGUACGACUCGAAGAAAAAGGCUGCUGCUUUUGCGGAACACCAUAACAUCGGUGAGAGGCCCGUUCGACGAGAGUGAACCAUGCAGGGAAACAGAGGCUUUAGAAUGGAACAGAAUCAUGCACCCCGGAAACAAAUGCAGCAGCAUCACCAGCAGCAGCACCACCAACAACAGCAGCAGCAACAGCAGCCGCCAGAGGAUGAGACUCCUUCACCCACCAAUGGAGAACAGAACACAGAACCCAAUGAAGAGGUUACCAUUGAUCUGAAAACUUUCCGUAAACCUGGGGAGAAGACUUUUACCCAGCGAAGCCGUCUUUUUGUUGGCAACUUGCCUCCUGAUCUCACAGAAGAGGAGCUACGCAAAAUGUUUGAGCGAUAUGGCAAGGCAGCUGAGAUCUUCAUACACAAAGACAAAGGAUUUGGAUUUAUUAGACUGGAAACUCGCACCCUGGCUGAAAUAGCAAAGGCUGAACUGGAUAACCUUCCACUUCGUGGAAAGCAGCUGCGAGUUCGCUUUGCUUGUCACAGUGCUGCUUUGUCUGUCCGUAAUCUUCCACAGUUUGUGUCCAAUGAACUACUGGAGGAGGCAUUUUCCAUAUUUGGGCAGGUGGAGAGAGCUGUGAUAAUUGUUGAUGACCGUGGUAGACCUACUGGCAAAGGCAUUGUUGAGUUUGCAUCAAAGCCCUCUGCACGUAAAGCUCUAGAUCGAUGCUCUGAUGGUGCUUACCUUCUCACUGCUUUCCCGCGGCCUAUAACUGUAGAACCCAUGGAGCAGUUGGAUGAAGAGGAAGGUUUACCUGAGAAACUUCUUGCUAAAAACCAGCUCUAUCACAAGGAACGGGAACAACCUAUUCGUUUUGCUCAACCUGGUUCCUUUGAGUAUGAAUAUGCUAUGCGCUGGAAGGCCCUGAUUGAAAUGGAAAAACAGCAGCAGGAACAAGUGGAUCGGAACAUUAAAGAAGCACAGGAAAAGAUGGAGGUGGAAAUGGAGGCUGCAAGACAUGAACACCAGGUUAUGCUUAUGAGACAAGAUCUAAUGAGGCGCCAAGAAGAGUUGCGCAGAAUGGAGGAGCUUCACAAUCAAGAGCUGCAGAAACGCAAGCAAAUUGAACUAAGACAUGAGGAGGAGCGCAGAAGACGUGAGGAGGAGACUCGCAGACAGCAAGAAGAAAUGCUCAGACGUCAGCAGGAAAGCUAUAAAGGAAGUUAUCCUGAUUCUCGAGAAGCAGACAUGAGGCUGGCACAGAUGGCUAUGACAGGCUCAAUUGGAGUUAAUAACCGUCCUCCCCCACUAGUUGGAAGCAAUGUGCCUACUGGAACUGCAGCCACUACAGGACCUGGUCCUAUGAUGCCAGAGGGUGCUGCUAUUGGAAUGACCCCACCACCAACUGAACGCUUUGGACAGGCUUCUAACAUAGAAGCACUUGGAGGAGCAACCAACCCACCCACAUUCCCACGUGGUGCCGCAGGUGGUGAUUUUGGCUCUAACAAACGUCGAAGAUACUGAUUUUUUUUUUUUUAUUUUUUUUUUUUCCUUUGUUGUCUGUCCAGGAGUCUCUGAGCUGGCCAGGGCUAGUGAGGUUUUUUGUUUUUUUUGGUCAUCAGUAGUGUUUAAAUUGUGGGCAGUCUCUACAAAUGGAGACCCAUUCCACAUUUAUUUUUAUUCUUUUGUUUGGGAGGGGGCAACUUAGUGCACAAAAUGUGAAAGUUUCCAAAGCAGAGAUGCCAACAUCUCUUGAUUACAGCAGGAUGUAGGUUAAUAAUAAUCUUGAAAUGGAUAUCUGAAAUGCUGCCCCCUUGCCACCCAUUAAGUAUAUUAUGCCGCUUUGAAUCGCCUGUUUUCCUAACAGGUUGGUUAUUUUAUACAUGUUUUAUUGCUGCCCUGUGCUCUUCCAGAGAGGUUCAAUUUUUUUUAUAUAUAUAUUUUUUUUUUUAAUGUAUUUUUUUUUCCCAUUAUUUUGGACCAUGAGUUUUAUGCAGUUUAUUUUCUUCAACUGUGCUUGGGCUGGUCUACAUAACUCAGUCUUUGUCACUUCACUUCCAAUGUGUUCAGCAGUCAGUCACAACUUUCUACUGUCAUCCCAAUGAGCGCGUACCUGAUGCCUCUGUGAGCAGUGCCACAAGCAAACUAAUGGUUCUUUAGGAUGUUAAAGUUAAGAAAUAAAUGGGAUUUUAAGUAUA